CGAAAUGUAUCCGCCCCACUGUCAGUCUCUUCCCAAACUGGGCGCUUGUUUUCUGUCCCGCCGGAGAAAGGAGCUAUCCAGCUUUACGUUAUUGAAAGAACACAUUCAAGCUGUGAAACGAUGCCUUCUGAUUGACAUCAACAGCAACAACUGUCCAUCAUGAACAGCGAGGAAGAGUUCUAUGAUGCUGAGACAGGUUUGGAAUCAGACGACUCGUGUGAAGUCAGCUUUAAAGAUGCCUGCGUCUAUGCGAUCAAGCAGAGGGUGAAUGGCAAAGUGCCGUCUGAGAAUGGAGUGUUGGAGAGGCGAACUACUCUUCCAGCGCCCAUGUUCUCCAGAAAUGACUUCAGUGUAUGGGGCUUCCUGAAGAAAUGCAUUGGAAUGGAGCUGUCCAAGAUAACAAUGCCUAUUGUUUUCAACGAACCACUGAGCUUCUUGCAGAGGAUUACAGAGUACAUGGAACAUACAUACCUCAUCCAUAAAGCUUGUAAACAUUCGGACUCUAUUGAGCGUAUGCAGCUUGUUGCAGCGUUCGCCGUUUCUGCAGUUGCUUCACAAUGGGACAGAACUGGAAAACCUUUUAAUCCUUUAUUAGGAGAGACUUUUGAGCUUACAAGGGAGGAUGAGGGUUAUCGCAUGAUCUCAGAACAGGUGAGCCACCAUCCACCAAUCAGCGCCUUCUACGCAGAGUCACUCAAUCAGGACUUCUCGUUUCACGGCUCCAUCUAUCCUAAACUGAAAUUCUGGGGGAAGAGUGUGGAGGCUGAGCCUAAAGGCACCAUGACACUUGAGCUGUCCAAGCACGGAGAAGCUUACACAUGGACAAACCCUAUGUGCUGUGUGCAUAAUGUUAUUCUGGGUAAACUGUGGAUUGAGCAGUAUGGGACAGUGGAGAUUGUCAACCACAGCACUGGGGACAAGUGUGUGCUGAAUUUUAAGCCAUGCGGCAUGUUUGGCAAAGAGCUGCAUAGGGUUGAGGGAUAUAUCCAGGACAAGAGUAAAAAGAAGCAUCACGUUCUCUACGGGAAGUGGACGGAGUGCGUAUUUAGCAUUGAGCCAAAAGUCUUCGAAGCCAACAGGAAAGCAGAGAAGAAAAGUGGAGGAGAUUCCAAGAAACACAAGCAGGAACAGGGUACAGGGGGGGAUGAUGCAGAUGAAAUGCCAGAUGUCCAGGAGACAGUCACUAUGAUCCCAGGCAGUGCUCUUCUGUGGAGAAUAGCCCCUCGACCGCCACACUCGACACAGAUGUAUAAUUUUACUAACUUUGCAAUGACACUUAACGAGCUGGAGCCUGGCAUGAUAGGAGUCUUACCACCAACAGACUGUCGCCUGCGGCCAGACAUCAGAGCUAUGGAGAAUGGGGAUAUAGAUACUGCAAGUCAAGAGAAAGAGAGAUUGGAAGAGAAGCAGAGAGCUGCCAGAAGAGAGCGUGCUAAAGAUGAGGAAGAAUGGUCUACAAGAUGGUUCCAGCAAGGCAAUAAUCCAUACACUGGGGCAGCAGACUGGAUCUUCAAGGGUGGUUACUUUGACAGGAAGUACUCUGACCUUCCCAACAUCUACUGAUUCGGUUGGGAAAACUGAGAGAGGCUUGAGAUUCAUCCUUUGCUCUCCUUCACUCAGUCCAUAUCAUCUCCUCUCCUUAAGCUCUUUUCAAUUUUCUCUUUUUCCUUCGUCGGAGUGAAAGUGAUUAGUUUUCGGACAAAGCCUCUUCACAAAUUCUGCUCUUCACUAGAAUCUGGAAAUUCAGCGUGAAUUUAUUUAUUUAUUUUGAGAGGUGGGGAAUGCCUUAAAUUAUUCACUUUUUUGAUGUAUGUUAGAUUUUGAGUUAAACAUUCUGUGCAAACCUGAAUAUGUUUAAAAAUUGCUAGUUUAUGUAUGCUAACCUACCUUUCCAUGCGUCUCGCUAGUUACACUCAGGUAUUCAUUUUAUGGGUACAAGCGGUUAGUGAUGGCAUCAAUCCAGUGCCAUCUGUGAAGAUAGCCAAUAUUUGUGUGAUUUAUUGAAUUGUGCGGUUUCUCAGAACCUAUUAGGAGAGCUUAAUUUUGUGUUUUUGCUCAAACUAAUGCUAUUUUAUCUCUAGUACAUGCUUUUUUUCCUUAUCUCAGAAACAUGACCUCUGUUUUGGUAUGCAUGAUGUGCAGGAACUUCAUAGUUAAAGAUUCUGCCUGAUUUUGAGUACCUGAGAAGGAAAAGGACUUUAUUUUUCAGAAUCAUCCCAUCUAUGUUUAGAAAUCACGGUUGUAUAAGGCAUUUAGGCCGUUUUCUCACCAUCUCCAUGGUACAGGGGAGUUUACUAAAACUAAUAUUCUCAUUCCUCAUAUUUUAGAUCUGUUUUGUUUUUGUUCAACAGACAAAAAUGAAAGCUGCUUAUGAAAAAUGUUUACUUGGUAAAAAAAAAAAACUAAAAAAAAGUUUUUUAAUUGUUAAAAAAAGCUCUUAUAAAAAACAAAAAAUCCUAUUUCAUCCUGUCAUUGAUAUUUUGAGUAUGUUUAUGGUUGCCAAAGUCACUUUUCUCUCGUAGAAACUAAAGCCAUAUAACCCAUCAGGACUGCAAUGUUGAGUGAUCCAUCCUGGUGAAUAAAAUGGAGAUGGGUGCUAAACUCAACUUUUUAUUUUAUUUCACUUCAUGGCUCACGAAUGUCAAGGUGCUUCACCUUAGUCCACAAUAUAUACUCACAUGUACCAAAAAAUGAACAGAAUGUGCUGCACUGCUCACUUGCUUUUUGCCAUACAGCAAGUUUCAUUCUGCAAGGACAAAUUUUUUCUACACAUAAAAAUCAUAAUGACCUUAGAGAUCAUGAAAGACA
Rhinichthys klamathensis goyatoka is the source of this 2808-nucleotide messenger RNA. It is a transcript of the gene osbpl2a, whose product is annotated as oxysterol binding protein-like 2a. Gene Ontology annotation, molecular function: cholesterol binding. NCBI's taxonomy places the organism in Eukaryota, Metazoa, Chordata, Actinopteri, Cypriniformes, Leuciscidae. The coding region runs from base 160 to 1563 and encodes 467 amino acids. The record is from RefSeq and is a predicted model, not a curated record. Gene Ontology annotation, cellular component: intracellular membrane-bounded organelle; membrane; cytosol. The transcript has 14 exons.